Messenger RNA from Propithecus coquereli (Coquerel's sifaka), 2771 nucleotides. It is a transcript of the gene CDHR3, whose product is annotated as cadherin-related family member 3. The transcript has 19 exons. Lineage: Eukaryota; Metazoa; Chordata; Mammalia; Primates; Indriidae. The record is from RefSeq and is a predicted model, not a curated record. The coding region runs from base 109 to 2763 and encodes 884 amino acids. Gene Ontology annotation, cellular component: membrane. Gene Ontology annotation, molecular function: calcium ion binding. Gene Ontology annotation, biological process: homophilic cell-cell adhesion.
AAACCAGGAAGGGAAGCUGAGUAGCAUCUGGAAUAAGCCUGGGGUGUGAGGUGGGAUUCAGGUCCUGGAGAAUGUGCUGGAAGCACACACAGACGUGAACCAUCAAGUAUGCAGGAAGCAGUCACCCUCCUCGUUCUCCUGGGCGCCCUGUCAGGGCGAGAGGCGCUCUACCUAACCCACUUACCUGCUACAGGCAACGUGGCAGAGAAUUCUCCACCUGAGACUUCAGUGCACAAGUUUUCUGUAAAUUUAUCAGCAUCGUUGUCACCUGUGAUCCCCGGGUUUCCCCUGAUAAUCAACUCAAGUCCCCUCACUGAAGCCUUCAGGGUCAAUCGGCUGUCAGGAACUGACUUUGAGGUUGUCACCACUGGGAAGGAACAACUAGAUUUUGAAACAGGACCAAACAUAUUUGACUUGCAGAUUUAUGUUAAGGAUGACGUUGGUGUCACAGACCUGCAGGUCCUGACUGUCCAGGUAACAGAUGUGAACGAGCCACCUCAGUUUCAAGGCAACUUGGCACAAGGUCUAGACCUCUACGUAGUAGAAGGAGUGAACCCUGGAUUCAUUUACCAGGUUGAAGCCUUUGAUCCAGAAGACACAAGCCGAAACACACCCCUCGGCUAUUUCCUGAUUUCUCCCUCAAAGAACUUUGGAAUGUCUGCUAAUGGUACCCUCUUCUCCACAACAGAAUUGGACUUUGAAGCAGGACACAGCAGUUUCCGUCUCACUGUGGAAGUGAGGGACAGCGGAGGCCUCAGAGCCUCCACGGCGCUCCAGGUGAACAUCGUGAACCUCAACGACGAAAUCCCUCGCUUUACCAGCCCAACGCGAGUGUACACGAUUCUGGAGGAACUGAGUCCAGGAACCAUUGUGGCCAACAUCACAGCUGAGGAUCCUGAUGGUGAAGGUUUUCCCAGCCACCUCCUAUACAGCAUUACUACUGUUAGCAACUAUUUCGUGAUAAAUCCGUUGACUGGCACCAUUCUAGUGGCCCAGAGGAUAGACCGAGAUGCAGGUGAAUUAAGACAAAAUCCUGCCAUUUCUGUAGAGGUUCUGGUGAAGGACAGACCCCACGGAGGUCAGGAGAAUCGCAUGCAGAUAACCUUCCUUGUGGAAGACAUCAACGACAACCCCGCCACGUGCAGGAAGUUCUCCUUCAGCAUUAUGGUGCCUGAAAGAACAGCCAAGGGGACGUUGCUUCUCGACCUGAACAAGUUCUGCUUUGAUGAUGACAGUGAGGCACCAAACAACAAAUUCAACUUCACCACGCCAUCUGGAGCGGGGAGCAGCAGCAGAUUUUUACAGGAUCCAGCUGGCUCUGGGAAAAUCGUGUUGGUUGGUGAUCUAGAUUAUGAAAAUCCAAGCAAUCUAGCAGCUGGAAAUAAAUACACAGUGAUAAUCCAGGUGCAGGAUGUUGCCUCUCCUUACUAUAAAAAUAACAUCUACAUUUAUAUCCUGACAAACCCGGAAAAUGAGUUUCCUCUCAUUUUUGAUAGGCAAUCCUACGUAUUUGAUGUGUCAGAAUUAAGGCCAGCUAGAACCCGCAUUGGACAGGUGCAAGCGACUGAUAAAGACUUCCCCCAGAGCAGCACCACGUACUCCAUCUCCACCGGAGGGGCCAGCCUCCAGUACCCAAGCAUAUUUUGGAUUAAUCCUAAAACCGGAGAACUCCAGCUAGUAACUAAAGUGGACUAUGAAACAACCCCUGUCUAUAUUCUCAGAAUCCAGGCCACCAACCACGAGGACACAAACUCGGUCACUGUGACUGUGAACAUCCUUGAAGAAAAUGAUGAAAAGCCAAUUUGUACCCCAAACUCUCAUUUCAUGGCCAUCCCAGUGGAUCUGAAGGUUGGCACAAAUAUUCAAAAUUUCAAGCUGACGUGUACCGACCUUGACUCCAGCCCCAGAUCUUUUCGUUAUUCCAUUGGCUCAGGCAACAUCAAUGGUCAUUUCACCUUCUCUCCUAAUGCUGGAUCCAACGUGACACGCCUGCUGCUUGCAUCCCGCUUUGACUAUGCUGGGGGGCUUGACAGGAUCUGGGACUACAAACUACUCGUCUACGUAACAGAUGACAACUUGCUCUCCGGCAGGAAGAAAGCGGAAGCUCUUGUUGAAACAGGGACGGUGACACUGAGUGUUAAAGUCAUUCCCCACCCAACCACAGUCAUCACCACAACCCCCAGGCCCAGGAUCACCUACCAGGUCCUGAGGAAGAACGUUUACUCUCCGUCCGCGUGGUAUGUGCCGUUCGUCAUCACUCUGGGCUCCAUGUUGCUUCUGGGUCUCCUGGUGUCCCUGCUCGUCCUGUUGGCCAAAGCCAUCCACAGACACUGCCCCUGCAGGACUGGGAAGGACGAGAAACCUCUGGCAAAGAAAGGAGAAAUGAAGAAUGCAGAGAGAGAGGUGCUGGUGGAAACCAUCCAGGUGAACACUGCCUUUGAUGGAGAAGCCAUAGAUCCAGUGACUGGAGAAAUAUAUGAAUUCAACUCAAGAACUGGAGCCAGAAGGUGGAAAGAGCCACUAAUCCAAAUGCCAAAACGGCAAGAGUCCAGCCCCCAGGGAGCUGCCCCACGCAGAGUCACUGCCUGGGAAGGGACGGGGACGCUGAGAUGUACCAUCCAGGAAGAGCAUGAGCUGGGUGGCAAAGCGGGGGCCGAGGACGCAGGCUUAGGUUCCCGGAAUGACGGCAAGCCGGGCACCCCAGAGAACAGAAACCCAGCCUUCACACGCAAGGCUUCCCCCAAAGCACACCCAGGGAAGUAAACAGUGUC